Miscanthus lutarioriparius is the source of this 3018-nucleotide messenger RNA. The record is from the annotation of a GenBank genome assembly. Lineage: Eukaryota; Viridiplantae; Streptophyta; Magnoliopsida; Poales; Poaceae.
AUGCCGCAUGCCGCCUGCCGCCCGCCACCACCAGAGCCUAGAUCCGGCUGCCACCGGCCUCCACUAACCGGAUCCGGAGAGGGAGGGCUGGAUCUCGAGAGGGAGGCGGCACCGGGACGAAAGGUCGGGAGGGGCUCCGUCCGAAAAUCAUCGGCCGAUGGUUCCCGUCCGAGCGUUUGGACGGGAAGAAUUACGGAUGAUAUCCUCGCGCGGCGGGAGGACAAAGGCCAGCUCUGGUCGUUCGUCGACGAGAACGGCGGCAGGGUCAUGUGGUGCCCCGGCCCCGGGUGCUCCCGCGCCGUGGAGUUCGUCGGCUGCACCGGCGACGCGACGGACGUGUUCUGCGAGUGCGCGCACGGCUUCUGCUGGAGCUGCGGCGAGGAGGCGCACCGGCCGCUGUCGUGCGUCACGGUGCGCGCGUGGCUGGCCAAGAACGUCUCAUACUCGGAGACGGCCAACUGGGUGCUGACCCACACCAAGCACUGCCCCAAGUACCGGCGGCCGAUCGAGAAGAACCAGGGGUGCAACAACAUGACGUGCAGGCCCCCCUGCAACCACCGUUUCUGCUGGAUCUGCCUGCAAUCAUAUGGACGCAGUCACAUCGUCUGCGAUGGCAACCGGGCACGGCCGGACAAGGUCAACGCCGGCGGCGGCAAGGACGAGCGACGGCGGGAGCAAGCCAAGGCGUCGUUGGACAGGUACCUGUACCACUACGAGCGCUGGGCGGCCAACCACACGUCGCUGCAGAAGGUUUUCAAGGACAUGGCCGACCUGGAGCGCUCGGGGCUGCGAUCUGGGUUCCUGAACAAGGCGUACGAGCAGGUCGCCGACUGCCGGCGAGUCCUGCGGUGGGCGCACGCGUACGGCUACUUCCUGGACCCCAAGCGUGACGCCAUCAAGCGCAACCUGUUCGACCAACUUCAGAAAGACGCCAACAUGUCGCUGGAGCGCCUGCACGGCUGCGCCGAGGUGGAGAGGAUGGAGCUCUGCGCCGGCGACGCGGCCGACGUCGCCGAGAGGUACAAGAGCUACAAAAAGAGCUUCAGAGCCUCACCCAGCCGGCGGACAACGGCGGCGGCGGCGGUGGCCCCGUGGUGGCCAUGGCGCUCAGCAGCCGGCGGCUCGUCUGCGGCAUUUGCUUCGUCAGGUUCAGCGCCGGGAGGACGAGAUUGGCCGGGUGCUGCUCGCACUACUACUGUGACGCGUGAUGGUGCGGGUACGUCCACUCGGCCAUGGGCCACGGCGCGCGCUGCCUGUCGCUGCGGUGCCCGGACACAGCCUGCUCGGCGGCCGUCGUACGCGGUGGCCAACGGCGCCGACAGGGACCGGUACGUGCUCCGAUCGUACGUGGAGCUGAGCGGCGGCGGCGUCAAGUGGUGCCCCGCCGCCGGGUGCACGCGCACCCUGGAGUUGGUCGGCGACGGCGCGGACGUUUUUUGCGAGUGCGCGCAAGGCUUCUGCUGGAGCUACGGCGAGGAGGCGCACCGGCCGGUGUCGUGCGGCACGGUGCGCGCGUGGCGGGCCAAGAACAUCUCCGAUUCGGAGACGGCCAACUGGGUGCUGACCCACACCAAGCACUGCCCCAAGUGCCGCCGGCCGAUCGAGAAGAACCAUGGCUGCAGCCACAUGACGUGCCGCGCCCCCUGCUACCACCAGUUCUGCUGGCUCUGCUUCGACCCGUGGCGCUGCCACUUGCGCUGCUCCCGCUUUGAUUACACUGAUUACCUUCAGCAGGACGUCGACGGUGAGGGCGGUGAGGAGGAGAGGCGGCGGCGAAGGCAAGCCAAGGCGUCGCUGGAUAGCCGACGACGACGGGGCUGCAUCGGCGAGGUCGACGAUCCCAGUGACGAGUACGCAGUGGAGGAAGAAACGAAGGCCGCCAAGCCGACGUACAAUGUGCUAACCGACGACAUCAUCCUGGCGCGGCAAGAGAAGGACACGGCGACCGUGGCCGAGGUCCUGUCGAUCCCGCAAGCCUUCGCGGCCGUCCUGCUCCGCCACUUCAAGUGGGGAGCCAGCCAGGUACAGGACGAGUGGUUCUCCGACGACCGCCGCGUGCGCGACGCCGUCGGCCUGCAGCCGGCGGACGACGGCGGCGGCGGCGUCCCCGUGGUGGCCAUGGCGCUCAGCAGCCGGCGGCUCGUCUGCGGCAUUUGCUUCGUCAGGUUCAGCGCCGGGAGGACGAGAUCGGCCGGGUGCUGCUCGCACUACUACUGCGACGCGUGCUGGUGCGGGUACGUCCACGCGGCCAUGGGCCACGGCGCGCGCUGCCUGUCGCUGCUGUGCCCGGACCCGGCCUGCUCGGCGGCCGUCGUCGAGGAACUCGUCAACGCGGUGGCCGACGGCGCCGACAGGGACCGGUACGCGCUCCGAUCGUACGUGGAGCUGAGCGGCGGCGGCGUCAAGUGGUGCCCCGCCGCCGGGUGCACGCGCGCCCUGGAUUUGGUCGGCGACGGCGCGGACGUUUUCUGCGAGUGCGCGCACGGCUUCUGCUGGUGCUGCGGCGAGGAGGCGCACCGGCCGGUGUCGUGCGGCACGCUUCAGCAGGACGUCGACGGUGAGGGCGGUGAGGAGGAGAGGCGGCGUCGAAGGCAAGCCAAGGCGUCGCUGGACAGGUAUCUGUACCACUACGAGCGGUGGGCGGGCAACGGCAAGUCGCUGCAGAAAGCGCUCGCCGACAUGAACGAGCUGCGGAGCUCGGGGCUCGAGAAGAUGGCCGCCUCGCUGGAAAUCCAGGUGGAGGACCUCGAGUUCCUGAUCAUGGCGUACGAGAUGAUCGCCUACGGCAGGCGGGUGAUGCGGUGGGUGUACGCGUACGGGUACUACCUGGACCCGGGGCACGACGUGUGCAUGCGCCAUCUGUUCGACCGGCUGCAGGAUGACGCCAACCGGUGGCUGGAAGACCUGCACCACUCCGCCGAGGUGGAGAGGAUGAAGUUCUACAGCGGCCACGCCGGAUCCGUCAUGAACGAGACGUACAGGGCCUACAAGCAUCAGCUUAUCGAUGUGUUUUUUUAA